Messenger RNA from Dioscorea cayenensis subsp. rotundata (Guinea yam), 1776 nucleotides. RefSeq lists its product as uncharacterized. The transcript has 3 exons. Bases 1 to 1776 code for a protein of 591 amino acids. The record is from RefSeq and is a predicted model, not a curated record. NCBI's taxonomy places the organism in Eukaryota, Viridiplantae, Streptophyta, Magnoliopsida, Dioscoreales, Dioscoreaceae.
AUGGCAGAACCAAGGCGAACCUUGUCUGAUUAUGUAAGGCCUCAGUUUACUAGUGAGGAAUUCAGUGUGCAUGCUCCCACCGUGCCUGCUAAUUACUUUGAAAUCAAAGCAAGCACAAUUGGGAUGGUCCAAAAUUCCGUACAAUUUGAUGGGCUGGCUGAUGAAGACCCGCAUGGUCAUUUGUCUCGCUUCCUCCAAAUUUGUUCCACCUUCAAGAUUAACUCAGUGUCCGAUGAUCCGAUAAGAUUGAGAUUAUUCCCUUUCAGGCUAAGGGGAGCAGCAUAUAGAUGGCUCACUUCAUUGGCUCCGGGAUCGAUCACCACUUGGAAGGAAAUGGUGGACAAAUUUCUUGCUAGGUAUUUCCCGCCAAGCAAAGCCGCUAGAUUGAGGCAAGAGAUUUCUGCGUUCCGGCAAGGGGACUCCGAGACACUUUUCGAAGCACAUGAGAGAUUCAAGGAUCUCCUACGCAAGUGCCCCUAUCAUGGUUUCUCCUCCUGGAUGAGGAACCAGAUGCUUUGCAAUGGCCUAAAUUAUGUAACCAGACUGCCCAUCGAUGCUGCAGCAGGGGGGUCCUUGAGUAGUAAAACCCCUGAAGAUGCUGAAAUUUUUAUUGAAAGCAUGGCAAGUAAUGAGUGCCAUUGGUCUACUAGGCAAAAACCCCCUAAGGCAGCUAGAAUUUAUGAGAUAAAUGACAACACUGCACUUGCCGCCAAGGUUGAGGCCCUAACAAAGAGAUUUGAUCAGUUUGUGUUAGGUACAAGCUUAAAUUCUGGAGCAGUUUUGUCUUGCGAGACCUGUGGGGGCGAGCAACAUCGGCCCCCGCAGUCACAAGGACCUCCACAUCAACCUCCUCAGCAGCCCGAGAAGAAGUUCACCACUGAAGAUGUGUUAGCGAGGCUUAUGAUCAAUACCGAGGCGAAAUUUGUGAACAUCAAUAAUCAAUUCGCUGAAGUGAACACUGUUUUGAGGAAUGUGCAAGCCUCCAUUCAAUCAUUGGAAAACCAGGUUGGGCAACUUUCUAGGGCAAAUUCGGAGCGCCCACCGGGUAGCUUACCUAGUAACACUGAAAAUAAUCCGAGGGAGCAUUUGAAAGCCAUCACUCUCAGGAGCGGGAAACAGAUGCCCAAGUAUGCAAAAUUUAUGAAAGACUUGCUUACUAACAAGAGAAAAUUGGAGAAAUUAGAAACAGUUGCAUUACCACGGAACUGCUCUGCAAUGAUUCAGAGGAAGCUCCCUGAGAAAUUGACUGAUCCUGGGAGUUUCAUUAUUCCAUGUGUGAUUGGGGAAGACAUGCAAGAAAAAGCCUUGGCAGAUUCUGGGGCCAGCAUCAAUGUAAUGCCUUACAAGCUGUUUUUAAAACUGGGAUUAGAAGACAUGAGGCCCACAAGGAUGACAAUACAACUUGCAGAUCGUUCUAUAAAGAAGCCCCGCGGUGUUGUUGAGGAUGUGCUAGUUAGAGUAGACAAGCUCAUUAUCCCGGUGGAUUUCGUUAUUCUUGAUGUGGAUGAUGAUGUUGAAGUCCCAUUGAUCCUCGAGCGGCACUUUCUUAACACCGCUAGUGCCCUUAUUGAUGUAAAAGGGGGGAAAAUGACAUUUAGAGUAGGGGAUGAGGAAGUCAUUCUCACUCUCCCCGCGGCCAUGAAACACACCUUGGACCACGAUGAUCCCCUCUACUUUACUGAUGAAACUGAUAUGAUUAUUACUGAUUGUGUGCAGGAGGUCUUGGCGAUUAACCCCUUGGAUGAAUUCUUGGAAGGAAUGGAUAGCGAUGAGUAG